Messenger RNA from Chanos chanos (milkfish), 2931 nucleotides. RefSeq names its product polypyrimidine tract binding protein 1b (gene ptbp1b). The record is from RefSeq and is a predicted model, not a curated record. Gene Ontology annotation, biological process: mRNA processing. The coding region runs from base 37 to 1731 and encodes 564 amino acids. Gene Ontology annotation, molecular function: RNA binding. Lineage: Eukaryota; Metazoa; Chordata; Actinopteri; Gonorynchiformes; Chanidae. The transcript is spliced from 16 exons. Gene Ontology annotation, cellular component: nucleus.
GAAGUUUGUGACCAGAGUGUAGUUCCUCAUUGUGCAAUGGACGGCCGCCUAGAGACUGAAUUGUAUCCUAUGGGAUCCAGUUACGCAGAGUUAGAUGUUGUCCAUGAUAUUCCAGUCGGAACAAAGAGAGGAUCAGACGAACUUUUCUCCUGUGUCACAAACGGACCCUAUAUCAUGACCAGCCCUGCAGCCAAUGGCAACGACAGUAAGAAGUUCAAAGGUGACAUCAGAAGUCCUGGCAUUCCGUCACGUGUAAUCCACUUGCGUAAGCUUCCCAGUGAUAUCACAGAGGCAGAGGUCAUUUCAUUAGGCCUGCCCUUUGGAAAGGUCACCAACCUUCUCAUGUUAAAGGGCAAGAACCAGGCAUUUGUGGAGAUGAAUACAGAAGAAGCAGCUCAGACGAUGGUCAGUUAUUACUCAUCUGUGACUCCAGUUAUCAGAAACCAUCCGAUCUUCAUGCAGUUUUCCAACCAUAAAGAGCUUAAGACAGACAAUUCACCCAACCAAGUGCGGGCCCAGGCAGCCCUACAGGCUGUAAACGCUGUGCAGACAGGGGCUGUGUCUCUCGGCGGAGGGGACCCUGUGGGGAUGACUGGCCCUAGUCCAGUUCUCAGGGUUAUAGUGGAGAACCUGUUCUACCCUGUUACUCUGGAUGUCCUGCACCAGAUCUUCUCCAAGUUUGGAACGGUGCUCAAAGUCAUUACCUUCACUAAGAAUAACCAGUUUCAGGCUCUGGUCCAGUAUGCCGAUGCCCUGACAGCCCAGCACGCUAAACUGGUGCUGGACGGUCAGAAUAUCUAUAAUGCCUGCUGUACACUGCGCAUUCAUUUCUCAAAGCUGACCAGCCUUAAUGUCAAAUACAACAAUGAUAAAAGUCGAGAUUACACGCGCCCAGACCUCCCCACGGGGGACAGCCCGCCCACCCUCGAACACCCCACUGUGGCCGCUGCGUUUGCUACUCCAGGUAUAAUCCCUGCUGGUCCAUAUGCUGGGGCUCACACCUUUCCCCCUACGUUCACCAUCCACCAGGCCACAGGGUUGGCAGUGCCCACUAUGUCUGGCACAUUGGCAUCGCUGACGAUCCCCGGUGCUGCGGCGGCUGCUGCAGGGCGACUGGCAUUUCCCCCUCUGACCAGCACCCACUCCAUCAUGCUGGUCAGCAACCUUAACCCAGAGAGAGUCACACCCCAAUGCCUCUUUAUUCUUUUCGGCGUGUACGGUGAUGUCUUGAGGGUAAAGAUCAUGUUUAAUAAGAAGGAGAAUGCCCUUGUUCAGAUGUCUGACAGCACUCAGGCUCAGCUGGCCAUGAGCCAUCUGAACGGUCAGAAACUCUAUGGGAGACCGUUACGCAUCACACUGUCUAAACACACCAGCGUCCAGCUCCCGCGGGAGGGUCAUGAGGACCAGGGUUUGACCAAGGACUACAGCAACUCCCCUCUGCACCGCUUCAAAAAACCCGGAUCCAAAAACUACCAGAACAUCUUCCCCCCGUCAUCUACGCUGCACCUGUCCAACAUCCCGCCUUCAGUAGUGGAGGAAGAUCUGAGGAUGCUGUUUACUAGCUCUGGUGCUGUCGUCAGGGGCUUCAAAUUCUUCCAGAAAGAUCAUAAAAUGGCUCUGAUUCAGAUGGGCUCUGUGGAGGAGGCCAUUGAAUCACUCAUCGAGUUCCACAACCACGACCUGGGAGAAAACCACCAUCUCCGAGUCUCCUUCUCCAAAUCGACCAUCUGAGAGGAGGUGUUCUCUCUGAGUCAAACACACUUCAGGCAUUCCUAUAGUGCAUUCAUGUCACAUCUGAUUUAUUAUGUGGUAUUUUUAACGCCUGUCUGUAUUCUUUCUUUUUUCCUGUAUGAAUCUGUUGACUCUCAGAGGCUCUGGUGUAUGUAGCAGUACUGUGUGCAGUUUAGGAUAUUUACCACUAGAGGGAGUUUGUACCAUGUUGUACAGCCUGUCUGCCCUCCAGUCGUGCCUUAAUCAGAACGUACUACAAACUCAUUCCAUUGACUGCAGUCAGCGCUCUUCACUGUCUUUAUAUCUUCAAACCUGUAAUGCUAGUUUAUUCUCCUUAAUUCGCCAGAGCGGAUCAUGUAUACUGUAUGUUUAGAUAUAGACUGUUUACAUUCCGUGUUAUUUUAUUAUUUUAUGCAAUCAUUUGUGUACAAGUUUAAUAUUAUUUUGAGUGUGAAGUCUGUAAUUUGUGUAAAGUUGGCCAGUAGCUGUCAGAAUGUGUUUACUGCAGUUCACCUUCUCCUGUCUCAUAAUUAGACUGUCACAGUGAGUGACAGUCCCAGGGCUCCAGGUUGGUUUCUGUUCUGUGGUAAACAGUGUCUGUCAGUGAGCUGCUUUUUUUUACAGUAUGUUCUGUACAUCUGAAAACCAAAGGUUAGUAGUAGUAUAAGAAAAGCUACUCACUACUGCCUCCUGUUGGUGUAGAAAAAGUAAAACGUGAAAGUCGGACGUGUUAAAGGUUUUGUAGUACACAUUCCUGUCCCUGGUUUUCCUUCACAACGCGAUGAGGAGUGUGUAUUUGUUGGCAGGAAAUGGUUUUGUUUGGGAACAGUUGGAAUUUGUGUUGUAUUCAGAGAAACUCUUAAAGUGUUUUACAUGGUAUCUUACUGUUUUUUAUGUUAGAAAUGACCCCUCACCUACCUGGUUAAAGUGUUAUUUUUCCUAAGUGUAAGGACAUGCAUUAAUCAGCCCUCUCUUCAAUGAUAAUUUAAGAAUCAUUAAAGUCCCCUUGACUAUGCAAAUUUCACACAACAUGUAAACAUCCUCAGUUGGAAACUUUGCAAUAAGGAAUAGAGUGUUUUUCCUCUUCUAAAAGGUCAGAGAGAAAAACAUGCAUAUGCUGUUUUUGUACCACUGAAAAGCAAUACUUGCUUUUUCAUAUGGGCAAAACAAGUGUAUAUUUUGAUUGUAACGGUGGACCUC